AUGUCGACAAUACAGAAGCCAUACUCAGGACAUCCUUCAUCAUCCCACUCCUCCACCACACCGCCCUAUCUACCUUCCUCCUCCUCAACAGUACCCUCUUCCUCCACCCCAACGAUCGACGCAGCGGCAAUCAACGGCAUCGUCCCCGGCGCAAAGCCCGAUUCCUCCAUCAUGUUCUGCGUCGUCUGCGCAUCCAAUCAGAACCGAUCUAUGGCAGCCCACUCACUCCUAGCGCAAUCUGGAUUCAACGUCACCUCAGCCGGCACCGGAUCCGCCGUUCGACUUCCAGGGCCCAAAAUCAACCUUCCUAACAUCUACCCCUUCGGCACAGCCUACACUGACAUCAUUGAAGAUCUUAACAACAAAGAUCCCCGUCUAUAUUGGGCAAAUGGACUAAUGACAAUGUUGAAUAGGAACAAAGAUGUCAAACGAGCACCUGAAAGAUGGCAGGAAACAAAGUACACAGCAGAUAUCGUCAUCACGUGCGAGGAAAGAUGCUUCGAUGCGGUUUGUGAGGACCUGUUUAACAGGGGAGGAGAGCUGAAUAGGCCAGUUCAUGUGAUCAACGUGGAGAUCAAGGAUAAUCAUGAGGAAGCUGUGGCCGCGGGCAAGGCAAUUCUGGAUUUGGCGAAUGCUAUUGCAGGUUCACAAGAUAUCGAUACGGAAAUGGACCAGAUCUUGGAACAACAUCAACAGGCAUAUCCACAUGCGAUUCUUCAUACUGUGGCGUAUUACUAA
This is a messenger RNA of Ustilago hordei, 738 nucleotides long. Its product is annotated as putative SSU72 - Nuclear zinc-finger motif containing protein. Bases 1 to 738 code for a protein of 245 amino acids. The record is from RefSeq and is a predicted model, not a curated record. Gene Ontology annotation, biological process: termination of RNA polymerase II transcription. The transcript is spliced from 2 exons. Lineage: Eukaryota; Fungi; Basidiomycota; Ustilaginomycetes; Ustilaginales; Ustilaginaceae. Gene Ontology annotation, molecular function: RNA polymerase II CTD heptapeptide repeat phosphatase activity. Gene Ontology annotation, cellular component: nucleus; mRNA cleavage and polyadenylation specificity factor complex.